This is a messenger RNA of Cylindrotheca closterium, 1173 nucleotides long. Lineage: Eukaryota; Bacillariophyta; Bacillariophyceae; Bacillariales; Bacillariaceae. The record is from the annotation of a GenBank genome assembly.
AUGUAUCCUACCAAAGUCCUUGUCGUCGGUGCCACCGGAGCUACUGGAAAGCAUGUAGUGCAAAUGAUGCUCGACCAAGGUCAUGCAGUCAUCGCCCUUGUCCGAUCCAAGGAAUCCAUGUUGAGCAAGUUGAACGAUAAGACCAAAAACAUUGACCGACUAGAGAUCAGUGAAGGCAGCAUUACGCAAAUGAAACAUGAGCAACUUGUCGAGCUGACCAAAGAUUGCGACUAUGUAGUCUCUUGUCUGGGACACAACAUGACCUUCAAGGGAAUGUUCGUGAAGGACCGACGCCUCGUCGCUGAUGCAUGCAAGAAGUUGACCAAGGCAAUGCCUGCUUCUUGUAAAUUCCUCCUCAUGGGAUCUGAUGGUGUGGCACACAAAGGUGUCGACCCCAAGAGGAAAUUGGGGGAGCGAGCAAUAAUUUUCAUGUUGCGUUACCUCAUCCCUCCCCACGCCGAUAACGAAAAGGCAGCCGCCUAUCUUCUGGGUCCCGAUGGAAAGAAAUUAGAUUGGGUGAUCGUGCGCCCGACCAAUCUAGUUGACGCCGAAGAAGCCAGUGGGAAGUAUACAAUUUCUGAGAAGGCUGAAGUUUCCUUAUUUGGCGAUACAUCCAUCUCAAGAAAUGAUGUUGCGCAUUUCUUUGUGGAACUGAUGACGAAGGAGGAGACCUACUCAAAGUAUCAACACAAGAUGCCGGUCGUUGUUGGCAUUCCUGAAGAGCAAUCCCCUAAGGCCGAUUCAGAGCCAACCGAGACCGAAGGAGCCGAGUCCGAAGCAACAGAGGCAGAGGACAACUUGCGGCGAGAGCUGCUGUUGGAUGCAGAGGCCGAGUCAGAGCCAACCGAGACAGAAGACACCGAGUCAGAGCCAACCGAGACGGAAGAGGCCGAGUCCGAAGCAACAGAGCCAGAGGACAACUUGCGGCGAGAGCUGCUGUUGGAUGCAGAGGCCGAGUCAGAGCCAACCGAGACAGAAGACACCGAGUCAGAGCCAACCGAGACGGAAGAGGCCGAGUCAGAAACAACAGAGGCAGAAGACAACUUGCGGCGAGAGCUGCUGUUGGAUGCAGAGGCCGAUUCAGAUCCAACAGAGACAGAGGAACCAACGGAGACAGACGAUAGGUUUCGGAUACCACGUAGGCUAGCAGCAUCGGCACCAGAAAGGAAGUAG